This is a messenger RNA of Merops nubicus (carmine bee-eater), 2031 nucleotides long. RefSeq names its product leiomodin 2 (cardiac) (gene LMOD2). The record is from RefSeq and is a predicted model, not a curated record. Gene Ontology annotation, biological process: pointed-end actin filament capping; myofibril assembly; muscle contraction. Gene Ontology annotation, cellular component: striated muscle thin filament; myofibril. The transcript is spliced from 3 exons. NCBI's taxonomy places the organism in Eukaryota, Metazoa, Chordata, Aves, Coraciiformes, Meropidae. The coding region runs from base 1 to 1635 and encodes 544 amino acids. Gene Ontology annotation, molecular function: actin binding; tropomyosin binding.
AUGUCUACUUUUGGCUACAGAAGAGAGCUCAGUAAAUAUGAAGACAUUGAUGAAGACGAGCUCCUCGCUUCCCUCACUGAAGAGGAGCUGAAGGAGCUGGAGCGGGAGCUGGAGGACAUAGAGCCUGACCGUAACCUCCCGGUGGGACAGCGACAGAAGAGCCUGACAGAGAAAACUCCGACGGGGACUUUCAGCCGGGAAGCUCUGAUGGCCUAUUGGGAGAGUGAGACCAGGAAACUCUUAGAGAAAGAGAGACUGAGUGCGUGCGACAAGGACUCUGAGCAAGAAGAUGACAAUUCAGAAGACAUUCAAGAGGAAUGUUUCACAGAAAGCAAUAGUGAAGUGUCUGAGGAGGCACAUACUGAGGAGGAGGAUGAAGAAGAAGAUGAGGAGGAAGAUGAAGAUGACAGUGAUGUUGAGGAUGAGGAAAAGGAAAACGCUGCAGCUGGUGAAAGACCUGAGGAUGGCAGGAGUUCUGACCACAUCAGACACAGAAAGUGCAAUGGUGCAAAGGACAAUGAAAACUUACUCAAUGGCCACGAUGGAAAAGACACUGAUAAUCUGAGCUUAAAAAGCAGUGCCAUUCACCCUUGUGGGAAUCCAACAGUUAUUGAGGAUGCUUUGGAAAAAGUUAGGAGCAAUGACCCUGACACCACUGAAGUCAAUCUGAACAACAUUGAAAACAUCACUUCCCAGAUGCUUAUACAGUUUUCUCAAGCCCUGAGGGACAACACAGUGGUUAAAUCAUUCAGCUUGGCUAACACACAUGCUGAUGACAAUGUUGCAAUAGCUAUCGCUGGUAUGUUAAAGGUAAAUCAGUAUAUAACUAGUCUCAAUAUCGAGUCAAAUUUUAUCACAGGCAAAGGAGUGCUGGCCAUCAUGAGAGCUUUGCAGAACAACAAUGUUCUAACAGAACUGCGCUUCCACAACCAAAGGCACAUCAUGGGCAGCCAGGUGGAGAUGGACAUAGUUAAACUGUUGAAAGAGAACACCACUCUGGUCAAGCUUGGGUAUCAUUUUGACCUUGCUGGCCCAAGAAUGAGCAUGACAAGUAUCCUGACAAGAAAUAUGGAUAAACAAAGGCAAAAGCGUAUGCAGGAGCAGCGGCAACCAGAGUCUGGUUGUGAUGGAGCCAUCAAUCCAAAGACCAAAGUCUUGCAGAAAGGAACGCCUCGGUCCUCACCUUAUGUGUCACCUAAAAGCUCACCUUGGUCCUCUCCAAAGCUCCCUAAGAAAGCACUACCAGUGAAAAGUCAGCCUCCAGCUCCUGCACCACCACCUCCUCCUCCACCUCCACCCCCGCCUCCUCCCCCUCCUCCCCUUAUUCCAGAGAAGAAGGCACCAACCAGGAAUAUAGCUGAAGUCAUCAAACAGCAAGAAAGGUCAAAAAAAGCCUUAGAGAAUGGACAGAAAAAGAAAAAAGGGAAAAAAAGCAAAAAACAUGAGAACAGCAUAUUGAAAGAAAUUAAAGAUUCCCUAAAAUCGGUCUCGGACAGAAAAUCAGAGGAAGGUUCACAACCCUCCACGCGUCCCUCCACCCCACAAAGGUCUCUCCAUGACAACCUCAUGGAAGCAAUUCGGGCGAGCAGCAUAAAGCAAUUAAGGCGGGUGGAGGUACCAGAAGCCCUUCGUUGAAAGCCUGACUGAGAGAAGAAGCAGAGCAUUGCAGUGGUCAAGGGGAGGCUGCUCGUCCAUUCUCUGGUGGUAACAUAGACUGUGUAGCAAGCUGCUUCCAAAGUACACUCUUAGUUUCUCCUUUGUUUCAAAGAAAUAAACCCACUAAGUACGAAAUGAUGCUUUAAGGAUACAUUUGCCUUGUAAUCUGUAAAUAUGGAAAUAAUUUUCUUUUUUAUUUAAUGAGAUUUCUAUCAAGAAAAUGCUGCUUAUUUAGAUAUUCUUUUCAAUAUCUGAUUGCACAUCACUGGACAAGUUCUUCACACUCAGAUGUAAUAAUUUACCUGCCUGUGGUUUCUUUUUUUUUUUUUUUUUUCAUGAAUUUACAAUAAAUGUGGUUUGAAGCUUUCAAGCAGA